Messenger RNA from Linum trigynum, 516 nucleotides. NCBI's taxonomy places the organism in Eukaryota, Viridiplantae, Streptophyta, Magnoliopsida, Malpighiales, Linaceae. The record is from the annotation of a GenBank genome assembly.
AUGCAGGGCGAGGGGAAGAGGAUUGCGGAGUCUGGCGUUCCUGAAGCAGCGGCGAAGCGCGCGAAGACCAGUUCUCCCCAUGCCAAGGCAGCUCAUAAACGUGGGAGGGGCGCCAAACGUGCGGAGCAAGCGGGCUCUGUUGCGCUGUCACCUCUGGACGCCACUGACACUGAGGCCGCUGAACAUGGGUUCCAUACCAUCAGUGACUGGCUCACCAUGCCCACUGACUAUACGUCGACUUCUCAGGGGAGCAACAGGCGUCUAGCGGGAACCGCCGCCCAAUUCUUCUUUGCGGCUCAAAUCGGUUUUUCACAAAUCAUUAUGUUAAACGCCCAUUUGGCGAAGACCGUUGAUGAUAAUGCAGUUCAGAUUGCGAACCUUCAGAAGAGCGCAGGUGAAAACCGCCCGGUUUUGGUGGGGGAAGUUCUACGGAAGGUGGAGCGGGAGUUUGCCGAGCGGUUGGCCCAGAAGGAGCGGACUUAUCAGUGGAGAAGGAGGCCACUAAAAGAGCGCUAA